This is a messenger RNA of Aspergillus welwitschiae, 687 nucleotides long. RefSeq lists its product as uncharacterized. The record is from RefSeq and is a predicted model, not a curated record. The transcript is spliced from 3 exons. NCBI's taxonomy places the organism in Eukaryota, Fungi, Ascomycota, Eurotiomycetes, Eurotiales, Aspergillaceae. The coding region runs from base 41 to 526 and encodes 161 amino acids.
CAAUAUACUAAUAGCUCAGCACCAAUUUAAAAAAUACAACAUGUCUCGUCGCACCACCAUUCCUGAGCAGCCGCCCCGACCGUCCUCACUAGGGAGCUGCAUCAUCUACGGCUGCGGAGCAGGACUGCUCGGCGUCGCCGCAAUGACCGUCGGAGAGAAAAUCGAGCAAUAUUUCACUGGUCGGCCAAAUUCAUAUGUACCUGGUCACACCCUAGAGCGCCUUCUCAGACUUCCCGUCAGGCCGGAUUCCGAGCGUUUCGGAUUGAACAUGGCGAUGCACUAUGGACAGGGAGCAGCUGCGGCAAUCAUUAGAGCGCUUAUGAGCGCAUAUGGCGUUCGCGGGCCAUUUGCAGAUUUUAUGUUUAUUUCUAUACGGCUGAUGAUUGAUCAAACCUUGGAGAAUGUGACUGGUGUUGGGGCACUUCCAUGGACCUGGCCUGUUAAUGAGCAAGUCAUUGAUAUUAUUCACAAGGGCGUCUUUGCGUUCGUGACGGGAUACUUUACGGAUAAGUGGCUACAAGGUUGACGGAGUAUGCGGGUUCGACGAUUGGGUGGUGUUUUGCAAGACAGCGAUUCUUGAGGAUGUACGCAGACCAGAUGGAAUCUGUAACUUCCAGCUACUAAUACCGACCGAUGAGUGGUGAAGAGCCCGGGUUGUAGUGGAUGAGAGACCGAAUUAGCAGCCUA